AUGAAUUUAUUAUUAUUUAUUAUUUUAAUAAUAUCGAUUGAAUCAAAAAAAUCUAUUCGUAAAUAUCAAUAUGUACGAGAUAGUGAUAUGUUUGAUAUAGAUGGUUUAAUACGUUUUUCAAUAUUAAAUUCAAAUGGAAAAGAAUAUUUAUAUCGUUUAAGAAAUUCAUAUAAUGAUAAUGAUGCACUUCUUAUUGUAUCAUAUCCAUCAAAAGAUAUUGUUGCUUAUCUUCAAGGUCAAUGGAAAAAUUUAACAUUAAAUGUUACUUUUGAUAUAUUUAAUUCAACAACAAAUCAAUGGAAUAAUGGAACAAUAAAUAAAAUUUAUAAUUUAUUUGUUGAAAAAUAUUUAAUUGAAUGGAAUAAUGAAAAUUUUUUAAUGAAAAAAAAACUUUUUUCAAUAUAUCAUAAAUUUUAUGAUGAAAAUCAAUAUGUUUUAGCUCGAUUUCGAAUGCGUUUUCGUUGGUUUAAUUGGUCAUUGAUUAAAUAUGAUUUACAAAUAUAUUCAGAUAAAUUACCUGAUAUUAUUUAUUUUUUUUCAAUUGCAAUUGUUGAUUAUAGAAAUUUAAUUCAAUAA
Molecule: messenger RNA, 576 nt
Organism: Rotaria sp. Silwood1
Lineage: Eukaryota; Metazoa; Rotifera; Eurotatoria; Philodinida; Philodinidae
Source: the annotation of a GenBank genome assembly